This is a messenger RNA of Odontomachus brunneus, 3042 nucleotides long. Its product is annotated as paternally-expressed gene 3 protein-like. The transcript has 4 exons. The coding region runs from base 154 to 2508 and encodes 784 amino acids. Lineage: Eukaryota; Metazoa; Arthropoda; Insecta; Hymenoptera; Formicidae. The record is from RefSeq and is a predicted model, not a curated record.
GAUCGGAGCUCGUCACGCUCGGUGAUCCCUCGGAUUUUUCUGACGGCGGCGGAGAAUAGAGUGUUCUCGCGCGGCUUUUCUAUACCAGCUGGAUUUGCACGAAGGUGGGGAAUGUAAUCUGUCGUUCACCAAGUCAAUAUAAAGCCAUUUCACAUGAAGGCGCGAUCACUCGGCAAGAAAGUGAUGCGAAUCGUAUAUUUAGCGUUGUCGGCUCUAGUUGCUUGUCACGUCGCUAAUGCAAGUUACGAGUAUGAACGUUUGAAGGCUCAGAUAGAGUAUAAAAUGCGAGCUCCUUGGAACAGUAAAUAUGACUCUUACGUCGCCUCUUCCGAAUUAAUGCCGCAUUAUUACGAUUCUUACGAGGAUCACUACGCAAGCUCGUCCGAGCGUUUCCCGAACAGCGGCUUCAAGAAGGAACCGAACGAAGACAAAGGCUUCAAGAAAACGAUAUCUUCGUUCUACAUUCCGUUCGUCAACAAGGAUUCCCCGAAGCACAAGGAGCUCAUCCUGAACUCGAGAAACGCGUACUGCCAGGAGAUCAAGAUGAAGUCGGUCGGGUUGCAGGGUGAGCCGCGGCAAGGUAUCACGACGUGUUACAGGUGCAAAGAUCCCAAGACUAAGUCCACGUUCGAGCGCUGCUUAUACAAUAACGAACAGGAAGAGAGCGCGGCCACCGACAAGAAGGUGGAGAGUUUCUUGCCUGAGUCCGUCAACUUUAGACAUCGAAGAUCCAACUCGGACCAGUAUGAGUAUCCUUACCGGUUCGCCGACGAGCACUUCACCGACACCGCGCAAGACGUACCAGCCGCAUACGAAAGCAAGGGAGAAAAAUGCGAGAAGGUCGUGAAGGGUUCUAUGGUGUGCAUGGUAUGCAAGAACGCCAAGACCAACGGCAAGUACGAGCAGUGCUCGUACAUGAAGGAACCACGCGAAAAGGCGUACUCCUAUACGAAAUCCAUUUUUGGAAAACCUCAGGAGCAAAAGAGCGAAAGUAACUCUGAAGAGCCCGAAGAAGGCUCUUACUCUGAGUCCUCGGGUAUCCCAGUAUCCGACAAACGGAGAGAUUAUAAUCCUGUCAAGGAGGAAGCUCACGAAUAUUCCUACCCGAGCGAGCCUCGCUCCAAGAAGACUACCGUGACAAACGAGCAGGACGAGGUGCAGAAUUCGCCUACGACGGGCUGCAAACAGGUGCAGAAGGACUCGAAGACUUGCAUGGUGUGCAAGAACCCGAAGAACGGCGGUACAUACGAGAAAUGUACUUACAGCUAUGAGCCCAGCGAUAAGCUGUACAAGUAUACUAGGUCCAAAAGUUUCGGGUACCCGAAGAAGAGCACGGACUCCUCUCAGGACUCGGGCAAAGUAACCGGCGCGUCGAAGAACUCGGAAUACCCGCGUGGCUCGGACUCCACGCACGAAGACGCUUAUUUCGACAGAUCAGCACCUUCUGCUUACCCACACGAAUCCGGGGAUGAAGUUGCGAAAGACGAGAGUGGCUCCGAUUCAUCACGCGGCUCACCCUACUACAGCGAGUAUUCUAAUCCAGAAGGAUUCAGCGAAGUCGCGUCGAGCGACGAAGAGCAUGAAUCUGUUGAGGAUCGAGCGACGUCACCCUCGAACUACGAGGGAUCCUCCUCAGAACGUCAUUCUGCGAAUAUCGACAAGAAUCACUGCAAGCAGGUCCAAAAAGGUUCCAUGACGUGCAUGGUCUGCAAAGACCCGAAGACCGGCAACGAUUUCGAGGAGUGUUCGUAUUCGUACGAGCCCAAGGAGAAACUUUUCUCUUAUAGCCAGUCCAGCUCAUUCGGCAAUCCAGAAAAUAGCAAGGGAUCUCAGCAGGAGGAAUCUGAAAAGGAGCACCCGGACGAUUCGGAGGUCGUGAAAGAAUCCUACGAACCUUACACGUACGGACCAAGUUACGAGGCCUCGACGAAGGAGGAGACAAAGUCUGAGAACGCGAAAGAACAUGAGGCGGUAGACUCGGGAUAUCUGCAAACCGCGAAGAAGAAGGCGGAGAUCGAAGGAUUCCUGCAGAAUUUCCAGAAGGAAGACCACUCCAAGUGCAAGAAGAUCAUGCGCGACAAGAUGACCUGCUACCAGUGCGUAGACGACGAAGGCUUUCAGAAAGAGGAAUGCGUCUUCGUGACCGGCCAAGAGCCCGAUAAACUCGAGUUCCGCAAGAUCAAGGAGUUCCAGAUGGAUCCCGCGUCGUCAUUCGUGAGCUCGACGAAGAAGAGAAGGGCGAAUCCUCCGCCUCCUCCGUUGGAGCCCGUCGUGGCCGCCAGCAAGAAUUCUUACGUCAGGCUGGAGAAGCCGGACAACGAUUACCCGGACGAAGCGUCGGACACGGCGGAGGAGACCAAGGGUGUCGAGCCCGAUUACACGUCGGAGACGCAGGCCAGAUAUAACAAGGUCCUAGGCAUGACUCUGCCGGCGUAUAUGCACACCACUUCGGAACAUGAGGCGGCGUUCGACGAGCUCGUAGCCUCCAGCCACCGGGAUGAGCGUUAAUCUCGACUCUCGUAGACUUUGUUCACUUGCCUCGUCCUUUCGUAGAUAUCAGGUCACUUUUUAGCGUCGACCUUAAUAGUUAUCAGUAUGAGACGCAAUCGUACACUCUAUACUGUGCUAACAAUUGAGAACAUUAACACUGUACCUUUGUUAUUUAGUUUAUAGGACGCGCUGGAGCACGCGUAAUCUGAAAUUCUCGCGAUAUACUGAACAGAUUCCUGUUGUGAUAAGGCGAAGUCCUACGACUCGCCAUGUCGUAAUUCGUCCAGAAUUUAUGUCGCGUGAUGUUUGAUUGAUGAUAGAGUUGAGUAUCGGACUAUGGUAUUGAAGAAUCAAGAUCACGAGUAGGAUUUUAAUAUCCUAUCGAUUAGUAAUUGCAGUCCCAAUUCGCGUUAUCCUAAUUGAUCGACUUUCGCUCCUAAAUUUGUAUCCUUGAUCCUCAAUACGUGGUCUGAUACAAGCCUUGGGAGGUCUUUUAACCGUCUCUCUCUCCCAUCUUUUCUUGACAUCUCGAAAUAAAGAAUAACGUCACGU